Molecule: messenger RNA, 1986 nt
Organism: Echinococcus granulosus
Lineage: Eukaryota; Metazoa; Platyhelminthes; Cestoda; Cyclophyllidea; Taeniidae
Exons: 19
Coding region: 1-1986 (661 amino acids)
Source: RefSeq, a predicted model, not a curated record
AUGUUUCCGCUAGAAAUCAUGUGCUUAUCAAGGAUACCAUCAUUACUGGCACAGAUAAACAUGAAUGAAUGGAGAGAUGCAAAUCCCAUACUUUUACUGAAUGUGUUUAUCGGAGAGGAGGCUAUUUUGCUUCUCAUGAAUCUCGCCUUCAGCAUUUCGUACUUGGAGGCCUUUUCCACUGCUGUCUUUCCUGUUUUCCCACAACCCUCAUUAGUUUGGCCUGUUAUGCUUUCAGUUGACUACAUUUUUGCUGCCUCUACUGGAAUAUCGGUUCAACUGUUUUGUAGAUGCCUCAAUGUUCUUUUGAUGUACGAUACUGCUACAAAACCAACCCCCCUUGUAGGCCUAAUUAUUGCCGUGAUGCGUCGUGGCUGUGUGCGAAUGAAUCCAAUGACUUUGUUGAAUUACUUUGCUAUUAUUUUCAAAGGUGUUGGCACAUCUGCAACGAAGGUGUCAUCGUACUUCAAGGAGCCAGGGACUGCUGUUAUCUAUUAUAUUGGGCAGACAGUGGAGGUCGCUACUGAUUUCGAUCAUCCGAGAGUGAACAGUGAAAAGAAACUCCAUCAUCGUGUCGGUAAAAAGGCUUUCAGCGCCAUUCUAAACGUCGCACCACAGAUUACCCUAAGAAAACAAAGCACAACUAAAGAAACUAAAAUGGAACGGAAAGGAAUUACUGCCACUGUCAAACUAGCAAAUUAUUUGUUAGAACAUAUUCGCAAGUGCUUUACAUUGCUUGCAAAGUUUAAAACUUUAAUCAAUAAAAGAUUAAAAAAAUAUUUUACUAGGAAGAUUGCUGAAGGAAAACGUACUUGUGAAACUGGAGACCAAAUUAAUGAAAUACCUCCCAUGUGCAUGCUUAACACUUGCUGCUGGACAGUGACGAAUUUCUACAUAAUGAAGUUCUCAGUGGAACACCAAAGGCUUAUACUAUUGCCUCAAAUAUCUGUUUCUCAAAAACAUUAUGAAUUAUUGCAAAAUAUCGUUUUAAGAGCUGUAGUAAAAUCAGUUCUUAAACUGCCUUCCUUAUGUACUAUCAUUUAUAAAAUCCCAAAGUGGAACACCUGUCAACCUCAUUAUUCCAUUUGUGUAAAUGUAUUUUUUCAAUUAAGAGGGAAAUUCCGCACUGCUCCGUCUGCUGCCAGUUUCAUUGAAUGGAUAAUAUUUGACCGCAUCUCCUUAGGAUCCAGCUUUAACAAUCAUUUCAAGGCAAUUCGCUUGGCAGUCUCACAGGAGACCGACAAACAGAUGAUAAAUGGGAGUGGUGUAGAGUUCAUGUUGCCCCAACUAAAUAUGUAUGUCAGCGAUAGCAAUUUUGCAUAUUUUUAUGAUGCGAACAAAGUUUUUCCUUCUAGGUACCAAAUUUUAAUAAUUAGUUACUCUGCUUCGAGAUAUUUUGCAAACAUCUCACUAAAUACUAUACAUAAUGAAAUAUCUUCAUCUAGCCAUUGCCCCCAACCUAAAAACCUAAAUCUGGCAGUGGAAGAUAAAGAUAAUUUCGAUGAUAUAUUUAAAUUACAUUCACCUAAGUAUUUGAUCUUAAAACUACAAUCUAGUGGAUUCUUCCAGGAAUUAUGUGCAUUCUUCACGGCUAAUGUCGCCUCAGUUGUUGAUGGCUUUCCUACAAAUUUACCUAAAGACUGCCUCGGCAAAUCAUUCCUUUCAUCUUACUUAGCAGUCGAACUUACUAUGCCUUACAAAUACUUUCAGUUGCGUUUGCUUACAACACUUGAACUAAUUUUACGUUGCCUAUUGACUCAGGUCGUAGCCAAAGAUGUUCUUAUGUUUUUUGGCUUUCCGAAUUGUCACGAUGGGUGUGAAAUAUGUGAUGAACUUGUAUGUUUGCAGUCACGCGAACCUAUUUCGAUUGCCUUGCAAAAGCCAAAUUUGACUUCCCCAAUGCAAAACUUGGCUGUUACCUCCAAAGUUGUGCUUGUCUCUUGGACUUGGUUAUGUGAAAUUUCGAAACAACCAUGCAUCAUGAGUUAA